CGCGGGCCGCGGACCCAGCCGCAGGUGAGCAGGUCCUCUGGAAGGUUCCAAACCCUCCCAUCACCUGAUGCUGCUGGUCACGUCGGGAUGGCGUUAAACUCGGGAUCGCCGCCAGGUUUCAGGCCUUACUAUGAGAACCAUGGGUACCAACCGGAAAGCCUCGGCCCCUCACCGCCCUCCGAGCCCUCCCUCCGCGGCGAGUACUACCCGUCGGCGGUGCCCGCGUACUCCUCCAGGGUCCUGACGCAGCACUCCUCACCGGCCGUGGUCCUCAGGGAACCCAAGUCCGCGCCCGGGACCGUGUGCACCUCGGGGAAGAAGGUGGCGCUGUGCAUCUCCCUGGUCCUGCUGAUCCUGGCGGUGCUGGGCGGGGUGGCCGGCUUCCUGCUGUGGAAGUACAUGGCGAACAAAUGCGCCUUCUCCGGGAUGGAGUGUGGCUCCUCGGGGACCUGCGUCAGCCCCUCACAGUGGUGCGACGGGGUCCUGGACUGCCCCGGCGGGGAGGACGAGAACCGCUGCGUUCGCCUCUACGGACCCAGCUUCCUCCUGCAGGUGUACUCGUCCCAGAGGAAGGCCUGGUACCCCGUGUGUCAGGAUGGCUGGAGCGACGCCUACGGCCGGGCCGCCUGCCAGGACAUGGGCUACCGGAAUAGCUUCUACUCGAGCCAAGGAGUCGUGGACGACAGCGGGGCCACGAGCUUCAUGAAGCUGAACUCCAGCGCCGGCAACAUGGACCUCUACAAAAAGCUCUACCACAGUGACGCCUGCCCUUCCAACACCGUGGUCGCGCUCCGCUGCGUGGAGUGCGGGGUGUCCUCCAAGAUGACCCGCGAGAGCCGCAUCGUGGGCGGGAGCAAAGCCCGCCCCGGGGACUGGCCCUGGCAGGUCAGCCUGCACGUGCAGGGCAUCCACGUCUGCGGGGGCUCCAUCAUCUCCCCCGACUGGAUCAUCACGGCGGCGCACUGCGUGGAGGAGCCGCUCAACAACCCGUGGUACUGGACGGCGUACGCCGGGGUCCUGAGGCAAUCCUUCAUGUUCUUCGGGACCGGACACAGGAUAAAGAAGGUCAUCGUCCACCCCAAGUACGACACCAAGACCAAGGACUACGACAUCGCCCUGAUGAAGCUGCAGGCGCCAAUGACCUUCAACGACAGGGUGAGGCCCGUGUGCCUGCCCAACCCAGGCCUGAUGCUGGAGCCCACGCAGUCCUGCUGGACCUCCGGGUGGGGGGCCACCUCCGAGAAAGGACAAACCUCAGACGAGCUCAACGCGGCCAACGUGCGCCUCAUCGAGACCUGGCGCUGCAACAACAAGGCCGUCUACAGCGGCCUGAUCACGCCGGCCAUGAUGUGCGCAGGCUACCUGCAGGGGACCAUCGACUCCUGCCAGGGUGACAGCGGAGGCCCUCUGGUCACUUUGAAGAGCAGCGUCUGGUGGCUGGUCGGGGACACGAGCUGGGGGUCCGGCUGCGCCAAGCCUAACCGGCCCGGGGUGUACGGGAACAUCACGCUGUUCACCGACUGGAUCUACCGGCAGAUGCGGGCAAACAACUAAUCGGCACGGCCCUGUCCUGACCCGGGUCCACCAGAAAACCAAGGACUGACUUUGCCUCCCUAUGCGUACUGUGUUUUUACGAGUGAUUCGAGGUCCCCAUCUAAUUAAAUCAUGAGCUUGUCUGUUUCUGGCGCUCUCCACAGUUCUGUGCAGGCCACACGUGUGGCUCCUCCCCAGGCUCCCCACCCUCCUCCGGGGCUGGCCCUGGGUGCAGGCCCCUUCUGCACAGGCAGAGCAGCCGCGUGAGUCGGCCCCUUGGGGUCUUCCUUCCGUGCCUUUUUGGGGGUUGCUUUGGGGCUGCACACGGUGCUGGUGCCGUCCACUGCCCGGCACCUUCAGUGGGAGAGGGACGGGCCAGGCAGCCUGGGGGCCGCUCUCAGGCUCAGCCUGUCCCCCUGGACUUCCGGCUGCUCAUGUUUAGGGCCCCAGAUGGAGGCCGGAAGGAAAGGGCCCAGCUUUUCCGGGGUGAUGACUGAUAGUCACCCAUGGGGACUAGGAAUCUUCUAACCCCGCAGGGGUGACAGCCUGGCCGGCGAGCCUGGGAGCUGGGGAGGCCACCGCACACACGACCCCCCCUGCACACCUGGGCAGGUGACCCUCCCAGGGACACCUGCCUCACUCCCGCUCCUCGCUGCCUCUUGAGCUUGUGCUCACCCACCAUGGCGCUUACCUCGGCGGAGCCGGGUGCCUGCGGACCCUCUCGGGCCUGCUAAUCAUGUGGAAAUUAACAUCACCUGGGGAAAUCGGGGGUGCGUGAUUGAAGUCCCACUUUCCAAGUGAUUUCUCCAUGUUACUACCUCAGUGUUUGUGGAAUCUUGAUGGCGAUGUCUGUGCUCCCUCCAAACCAUCUCUCUCCUUGCCACGGAUGCCCACUGCAGGCGGGGGCCGCUUUUACCACCUGACUGAUGGAAUGUUCUGGAAAUGAGAGCUUUGAGGAACAGCCUGUGGGCACAGCCAAGAAGAGACGGGGCUGUGGCCACCCCCAAGGGGUCCCAGGGGCUUUGGCCUCAGCAGGACUCGCCUGUCCCUGGACUCCUCUCAGGCACGCUGCUUUCCAGGAGUUGGAGAAUCCCGCGGCUGGGACUUGCCUGCAGCGGGGUCCGUGGUCCCGCUCACAGGGCACCCCGCCCACCUCCACGCACCGGCCGCCCCCGGGCUCCUAGACACGCAGCCCCCCAGCGGCCAGUGGCCUUGCCAGAGCUUCCCGCUUUCCGCCUUAGGGCCUUGAUUUAUUUAUCGACCACCGUUUGU
Molecule: messenger RNA, 2805 nt
Organism: Talpa occidentalis (Iberian mole)
Lineage: Eukaryota; Metazoa; Chordata; Mammalia; Eulipotyphla; Talpidae
Gene: TMPRSS2
Product: transmembrane serine protease 2
Exons: 14
Coding region: 88-1554 (488 amino acids)
Biological process (GO): protein autoprocessing
Cellular component (GO): membrane
Molecular function (GO): serine-type endopeptidase activity; protein binding
Source: RefSeq, a predicted model, not a curated record